Messenger RNA from Purpureocillium takamizusanense, 2433 nucleotides. RefSeq lists its product as uncharacterized. Bases 124 to 2328 code for a protein of 734 amino acids. Gene Ontology annotation, molecular function: DNA-binding transcription factor activity, RNA polymerase II-specific; zinc ion binding; DNA binding. Gene Ontology annotation, biological process: DNA-templated transcription; regulation of DNA-templated transcription. The record is from RefSeq and is a predicted model, not a curated record. Lineage: Eukaryota; Fungi; Ascomycota; Sordariomycetes; Hypocreales; Ophiocordycipitaceae. The transcript is spliced from 9 exons.
CACGGACACUCACCACCUACGCGUCAACCUCGCUCGCCCUCCUUCGUCAUUACGCCUCGAUCGAUUCAUUCGCCAGUCGUCACCUCGCCGCAUGGCUGCCACAGCGCUCAUAGCACUCGCCACAUGGAGCACACGAGCCGCCCGCUGACCAAGCGCCCCCGCGCGUCGCUGGCCUGCAAUGCGUGUCGUCAGACCAAGUCCAAGUGUGAUGGCAACCGGCCGACGUGCGAGCGCUGCGCCAAGUGCAACGCCGAGUGCGUCUAUACGCAGAGCGGCCGCGACAAGCGCAUGGACCGGCAAGAGGAACGGAAAGCCAACAUGGCCCUAAGGAGCCGCGUCAAGGAACUCGAAGCCCAGCUGGCCGCCGCCGGCCUCGGCACGCAGGCCGCGGAUACUCCCGCCUCGGCCUAUCCCCCGGUGCAGCCGCUCGACCACGACAAGUCGCCCGGCCAGACGAGCCACGGCGGCUUCUCCGACGUCGGUAGCAAGGCCACGGCCCAGACGCCAGAGUCCACGGCCGACGCCAUCGCCACCGGCCUCUUUGACCACCCCCCGGUUGUCGACAUUGGCUAUUUUGGCUCGAGCUCCAACCAUGCCUUCUUCUGGUCUCUCUCCGCCAGUAUCGAGAAUGUGAGCCACCGGAGCACCGUGCGGUACCAGGAACCGUCCAGACAGAGUCAAGCCGCCCACGCAGACGAGGCUUCACGUGCUCCCCCACUUCCCAUGCUCCCGCCGUCGACCUACCGCAACCUUCAGCCUGACAACGACUCCUUUCCUGGCCGUGCCUUGGCCGUCGAGUGGACGACGCGCUUCUUCGACACUGUAGGCUCCGUCCUGCCCUAUCUCAGCGAAUCGCAGGUGCUCAGAGAGAUCGACGUCAUCGACGCGCGCGAUCAGGGCUGGCAAAUGGCGCCGAGGUCAUCGCAGGCCCUACUCAGCAUCGUAUUUGCCCAGGCGCUGCAAACACUCGACGAUCGGUCUCCAGAGCCGUACUACCGUAGGGCGCUCGGCUUGCUGGACGAAAAGACGCUGUACAUCCCUACCGUCGACUCACUGCAAGCCUUGCUGCUGCUCGCAAGCUUUCAGCAAAACACGCAGAGGUCGAUGGAAAGCUGGGUGCCGCAUUACUUGGCCGUGCGUGUGGCCUACCAGCUUGGCAUCCAUGCGCCUGCGUCGUACGAGUACCUAGCCUUCCAAGACAAGGAGAUCCGAUCACGCCUGUGGUUUGCUGUCGUCAAUCAGGAUAGAAUCUUGACCGCUGGUCUCGCCCGUCCUUCCCUAAUUCCCUUGCAACACGUUCGCAUGGACCUUUUGGAGCUCCUUGACCCGGCGCGUCCGAGCAGAGCAACGGAUGGGUCAUGCUCGCGGGAAAGCCUGGUCUACUUUCGACAUCUCACGGCAUUGCACGAGAUUCUAGGGGUCACCGUCGACUCGCUCUACAGCUCCAAUAUCAGUUCCUCUCACCGACUGGCGCUUGGCGAUCUGGUGGCCAGGACCAUUGACCUCUCGUGGAAGCUAGAGCAGUGGCGAGACGGCAUCGCACCACCCGGCGUCAUGACCUCCAACGCCGAUUUUAGCAUGUACUCGGCGGCUGCCAUGGACCAAGAACGCUACACAAUACUGCUGUCCAUGUUCCAUUUUCGCGCCAUGAUGCUCAUCCACGGGUCGCUGCUCAUGAGAGUCCUGGAGCGCAUAACGAGCACUGGUGAGACCGCAUCUUCCGGCGUAUUGCAGGAUGCCGCCUUGUCACUCCUCAAAAACUACCUGUGGGCCUUGCGAGAGUGGUUGCAGCUCAUCACUAGUCUAUUGCAACACAGGCGGGUAUUUCUGAACUGCAAUGCCGUGUGGUGGACUUGCAACUACAUGAUGCUAUCAACCAGCAUCCAUUCCUUUGCUUUUUGGCUGCUCGCAGCCAACUUGAGAUUCAGCAUUGGGACGAUAGGCAUCACGACGCCAGACGCGGAGGCAAUGCUCAGAACCAGCCUUGAUACGCUGCGAACGCUGGGUGGCACCAGCAUCAUGAGCCGCAAGGCGCACCGCUGCCUUCACCGCUAUCUCAGUUUUCUCAAGAAUAUCGCGUUCGGCGUCGACGACCAGGCCCAUGAUGCGGCGCUCACAGUCGCACCAGCACCGGGGGUUGUUGAGUGGUCUCAGCCAACCCCUGCCAGCGCCAAUGGACUUCCGCAGGCAUUCCGGCCAGAGGUUAUCUCGAGUUGCAUCGAUGACAUGUUUGGAGCCGUCGGCCAAGAGGAGUUUAUGGGUACCGGUUUUCUCUCUGUGGGCCAGCACGAGGGCAUCAGCGACUUCGAUGCAGCAGGGUUCAUCUGAGGUGCCCGUGCUGUCCAUGGCCUCGCUCCAUCACCCUCCCACUACCUCUCGAUUCCAGGGGGCUCUUGUUGGUUGAGAUGACUGAACAGCGCUUCAAAUCGAUCC